This is a messenger RNA of Poecile atricapillus (Black-capped chickadee), 3543 nucleotides long. It is a transcript of the gene NOX5, whose product is annotated as NADPH oxidase 5. Gene Ontology annotation, biological process: defense response; superoxide anion generation. The transcript is spliced from 15 exons. The record is from RefSeq and is a predicted model, not a curated record. Gene Ontology annotation, molecular function: superoxide-generating NAD(P)H oxidase activity; calcium ion binding. Bases 121 to 2358 code for a protein of 745 amino acids. NCBI's taxonomy places the organism in Eukaryota, Metazoa, Chordata, Aves, Passeriformes, Paridae. Gene Ontology annotation, cellular component: NADPH oxidase complex; plasma membrane.
UCAGGAUUGCUGGAAUUCCAGGAUUGCCGGGAUUUUGGGAUCACUGGGGUUCAGGAUCGCUGGGAUUCCGGGAUCGCUGGGAUUUCGGGAUCUCGGGAAUUCCGGGCUGGCUCCGGAGCCAUGGCAGCGGAUGCGGACGCGGAGUGGCUGCGCUGGGCCAGCGAACGCUUCGGGAACGGCGCCGGGAAGGAGCCGGAGAUCGGCCUGGAGGAAUUCACACGGACCCUGGGGAUCAAGGAGUCCUUCUUUGCCGAGCGUUUUUUCGCGCUCUUCGAUUCCGACGGGAGCGGCUCCCUGAGCCGGGAGGAGCUGCUGGGAUCCCUGCGCCGGCUGCUCAGCGGGAAUUCCACGGAAAAGCUCCGCUUCCUCUUCCAGGUGUACGAUGUGGACGGGAGCGGCUCCAUCGAUGGGCAGGAGCUGCUCCAGGUGCUCCGGGGGUGUCUCCGGGAGAGCUCCCUGGCCCUGCCCGAGGAGCGGCUCCGGGCGCUGAGCCAGGCCCUGCUCCGCGCCUGCGACCGCGACCGCAGCGGCUCCAUCUCCUUCCCGGAGCUCCGGGAACAGCUGGAGGCCUUCCCAGAACUCCUGGAGAGCCUGAGCAUCAGUGCCGCCUCCUGGCUGAAGCCCCCCAGUCCCGCCGAGCGCCGCUUGUGCUGCUUUUCCUGGGAAUCCUGCCGGGAGCAGCGGGCCGGGAUGCGCCGCUUUUCCCGGGAAUGCUGGGGCCCGGGCGGCUUUUCCCGGGAAUGCUGGCUGGCCGGGAUGCGCCGCGUUUCCCGGGAAUGCCGCUGGCCGGGGCUGUGGCUCGCGGGCUCGGCGCUGCUGCUCGCCCUGGGCGCUCUGCGGUACCGGGAGCGCGGCCCGGGAACCGCCCUGGCCCGGGGCUGCGGGGCCGCCCUGAACCUCAACUGCGCCCUGCUCCCGGCUCUGAUGUUGCGCCGUUCCGUGUCCCGGCUCCGCUCGUGCCCGCUCUGGGAGCGGCUCCCGCUGGAGCGCCACGAGCGCGGGCACGCGCGCGUGGGACACCUGGUGCUGGCCCUCGGGAGCGCGCACGCGGCAGCGCACCUGGGAGCGCGCCUGGAGCGAGCCGGCGGGCCGUUCUCCGCGGCUGUGGCGGAGCUGCUGCGGCCGGGGCCGGGCUCUGGCGGGGUUGCGGGCACGGCCCCGCUGACCGGGCUGGCGCUGCUGCCGCUGCUCCUGGCGAUGCUCCUGGGCUCCAGCCCCUGCCUGCGCCGCCGCGGACACUUCCAGGUUUUUUACUGGACUCACCUCUCCUACAUCCCGGUGUGGUUCCUGCUGCUCCUGCACGCUCCCCACUUCUGGAAGUGGUUCCUGAUUCCCGGCUCCCUGUUUUUCCUGGAGAAGGUUCUGGGCUGGCUCUGGCGCCGGGCGGGAGAUCUGCACAUCCUGGAGGCCAGGCUGCUGCCCUCCAAGGUGACGCACCUGGUGAUCCAGCGGCCGGAAUCCUUCCGCUUCCAGCCGGGGGAUUUCGUCUUCCUGAACAUCCCGGCCAUCGCUGCCUACGAGUGGCAUCCCUUCUCCAUCAGCAGCGCUCCCGAGCAGCCAGGAACCCUCUGGCUGCACAUCCGGGCGCGGGGCCAAUGGACCAACAAGCUCUACGAGCACUUCCAGCGGCUGGAAUCGCACGGCCCGGAGCCGGAUCUGCCCGGGAAGAGCCGCAGGGAGCGCCGGGAACAGGUGGGAUCGAGAGGAUCCCACGGGAUCAUCCCGACCCCGCGGAGCUGCAGCAUCAAGUGUUUCCUGGAUGGUCCCUACGGAAGCCCGAGCCGGCGGAUCUUCACCUCGGAGCACGCCGUGCUCAUCGGAGCCGGCAUCGGGAUCACCCCCUUCGCCUCCAUCCUGCAGAGCAUCAUGUUCCGGUACCGGCGGCGGAUGCGGAGCUGCCCCAGCUGCCGUUUCUCCUGGAGAGAGGAAGAGCGGGAUGAGGAGAUGACGCUCCGGAAGGUGGAUUUCGUGUGGAUCACGCGGGAUCAGCAGCACCUGCAGUGGUUCCUCAGCCUCCUGGCCCAGCUGGAGGCGCAGCAGGCGGAGCUGGAGCCGGGAGGGAAGUUCCUGGAGCUGCACCUGUUCAUGACCUCGGCCCUGGGCAAGGGGGACGUGAAGGCGCUGGGGCUGCAGCUGGCGCUGGAUCUGCUGGCGGCUCAGGAACAGCGGGAUUCCAUCUCCGGCCUCCGCAGCCGCACCCAGCCCGGCCACCCCGACUGGGACAAGCUGUUCGGGAAGGUGGCUGCGGAGCGGCGUGGGAAGGUCCGGGUGUUCUUCUGCGGCUCCGCGGGGCUGGCCAGGAUCAUCCGCGGCCACUGCCGGAGCUUCGGAUUCGCCUUUUCCAAGGAAAACUUCUGAGCCGACGGGAGCGCUUCCUGCCGGGAGCCGAGCACAUUCCCAGCUCGGAUCCGCCACGGAAAUCUGGGAAAAGCUCCUGCGGAUCUGAGGAAUAAAAAAGAUGGGAAUGUUUCCUUUGGAUCUGAGGAACGAUCCAGGAAAAGAUGGGAAUGUUGGGGUCGAUGGAAGCAAUUCCAGCUCCUUGGCAAAACCAAGGGAAAACUGGGAUGGGAAUCGGUGUCCGAGAGCUGCCGCUCCCUCCAGCCCGGAAUCUGCGCUGGGUUUGGAUUGGUCUUCCUGGUAAACCAAGGGAAUUCAGGAAUCAGGAGCUGGCCAGGCCAUGGAUAACAAUUCCUCUUGGAAUUCCUGAUUUUCCAGCCUUUUCCAUGCCUGGGAUCCGCUCUGUAGCGACAGCUCCUUGUAGGCAAGGCGUGGAAUUCCCAAGAUUAGCGUUGGAUCAGGAUUGAAUCCCGUUCAUCCAGCACAGGGGGGGCUCUGCCGGCUUCAUCCCGAGCUGGGCGGUUUUUAGGGAUGGAGGGUUUGGAAUUUCUUUGGAAUCAUGGAAUGGAAAAGCCCUCGGAGCUCCUGGAGUCCAACCUCGCCGCUGUCCCCAGGCGCCACAUCCGAAGGGUUUCAACCCCUCCGGGAUGGGAUCCCGGUCCUGCCUGGCAGCUGUUCCAGCCUUGGAGCUUUUCCAGGUGGGAAUUUUCCAGGUGGGAAUUUUCCAGGUGGGAAUUUUCCAGGUGGGAAUUUUCCCCGCAUUCCCAAACCUCCCUUGGCGCAGCCGCUCUCCCCGAGGGCAUCGGAGCCGCCAUUCCGCACGCGCGGAUCUCCCGCCUCCCUUGGCAGCUCAUUAAUCAAUCAUUAAUCAAUCAUUAAUCAUUAAUGAACCCGCGCUAAUGAGCGCGCGCGCCGCCCGCCCCUCCCUCCUCACGCGGCCCCGCCACGUGACCGCUCUGUGGGCGGGGUCUCCUCCAGCCAAUCAGCGCCGCGCUCCGCCCGGAAGCCCCGCCCCUUAAACGCGCGGUUCUGAUUGGUCGCCGCCAGCUCUCGCGGGAAGCCGGGGCGGGGCCGCUCCCCCCUGGCCGCGCCGGUGCCCCCGGGGGCUGAGGCGGUGCCGGAGCGGCCGCGCGGGUUCGAGGCAGCGCCCGCAGCGCUCGCGGUGCCCCCGGUGCCUCCUGGGGCGGCGGCGGCGGCGCCUCCUCC